UGUAGUCCAGCUGGGUGCGGGGAGGGCGAUGCUGUGGCUGCGGCUGCCCCGCGUGGGUCGGACCGCCGGGCGGGGCGGGGCACUGGCCAUGCAACCCCCCCGGCGCCCCACUGCGCACCGGGGCCCCGCCCCGUGCCAGCCCCGAGGCGACCGGGCCUCCCUGCACCGGGCUGGUUGUGCUCUCCCGCCCCAGCCCCAAGCAGCUGGGGGGCCCAGCCCCACGUGGUGGAUCUGCGCAGCGACACGGUGACCAGGCCCAGCGUGGCGAUGAGACAGGCUAUGGCCCAGGCCGAGGUGGGGGAUGACGACUAUGGGGAGGACCCAACGGUCAAUGAGCUCCAGCGCGUGGCCGCCCAGCUCCUAGGAAUGGAGGAGGCUUUGUUUGUGCCAACGUCGACCAUGGCAAACCUCAUUGCUGUGAUGUGCCACUGCCAGCGCCGGGGGGCUCAGCUGCUCGUCGGGAGGGAGGCCCAUCUGCACGUCUUCGAACAGGGAGGGGUUGCGCAGGUAGCUGGGGUCCAUUCCCAGGUGCUACAGGAUCUGCCAGAUGGCACCUUGGACCUCGACGAGCUGGAGUCGACAGUCCGUGCGGGCUAUGGCAGCCGGUACCACCCUCGCUCAGUGCUCGUCUGCCUGGAGAACACCCACAGCUCUGCAGGGGGCCGGGUGCUCCCCCUUGCCUACCUCAGGGAGGUGCGCCUGCUUGCUGACCGCUACAAGCUGCGCAUCCACAUGGACGGGGCGCGGCUGAUGAAUGCGGCUGUGGCCCAAGGCGUCGCCCCGGCUCAGAUCACCCAGCACUGCGACUCCAUCUCCCUCUGCUUCUCCAAGGGGCUGGGUGCCCCGGCUGGGGCACUGGUUGCUGGGUGCAGAGAGUUCGUGGCAGAGGCCUGGCGCAUACGGAAGCUGCUUGGUGGAGGGAUGCGCCAGGCUGGAGUGCUGGCGGCAGCUGCCCGCGUAGGGCUGGAGCGCAUGGAGGAGACGCUGCAGAGAGACCACAGCAACGCCCACCGCUUUGCCCAAGGCGUCUGGGAGCUUGGCUCACCCAUCUGCUCCGUCAACCCCUCGGCUGUGGAGACCAACAUGGUGCUGGUGAGGGUGGCUGUGCCCUGGCUGUCCCCUGAGAAGCUGUGCGAGCGCAUGCAGGCGGUGAGCGAGGAGGAGGUGGCUGAGACGGGGCAGGCUGUCAGCGUGCGGCUGUUCCCGUGGACCGCGCGCUCCCUGCGGGCCGUCUGGCACUGUGACGUCUCCGCACAGGACACCCAGCUGGCAGCCAACAAGCUGAAAUUUGUGGCCGAGCAGUGCUGGCGGGAGCGAGGUGCUGCACCCUAGGGCAGGCAGGAGGGGUGCGCCCAGGGCAGACAGGAGAGCGCUCCUGCCUCUGCUGCUGGCUUCCCUUUGGAGCCCGGGGCUGCCAAACCAGGAGCGAACAUACCAGCGCCAGCCGGGGGCCCACCCUGCCCAGCCUUCUGCCUGCCAGCGUAGCAGGAUGCCGCUGGCUGGCCCAGGCCAUGCAGACAUAACCCACACGGGAACCUGGCCGGCUCCAGCCACAGUGCAGCAGAGGCAGGCCCAGCCCUGCCUGGGGAAGCACAGGGGUUCCCACCCCCUCUCCAGGAUGGAGCCAGCCGGGGCCAUGGCAGUGGGAGUUACAUGGGCGUGGCCCAAUGACUGAGCCAUGCCGGGCUGCACUGCCCCGAGCCUGCUGCUCGCCUGUCUACACUCCACCGGCCCGGCCAGACACUGCUCACGGCUCCAAACACCCCUGUGGAUGCAGUGCUGCUGCCAGCUGAAUCAGGGCCUUGGCCCCUCUCCCCACAGUGCCUCUGGAGUUAUCCCACCAGGGUGCAGCGGGCCUGGGGGCAAGGCCGGGAGCAGCGGGACUCCUGCCCACAGGGAUGUGCGCUAUGGUCCAUGCACACAGGGCUGUGUGACCCAACUGCUCUAGGGUUCAAGGGACUGUGGGAGGCUCUACACCCUGGAGCCUGUUGUGAGGAUGCAGGGCUGGAAGUGCUGGUGCAGUCUGCUGAGCUCUGUGCCAUUGCUGGCCCAGCAGCUUUGCACCUGUGAGUUGCUGGAGCUGGCAGCUUCCUUCAGGCACUGAAUCCCGUUUUGCCUCCUCGGCCUAUGUGACCCCAUACCCCCAGAUCGGCGCGGGCUGCUCGUGGGCUCCGGGCGGUUAGUUAUGACCCACAAAGCCCUAAGUGGCCUGCCCGAGGGAUUGACCCUGCCCAUGCUGUGCUAGGCGAGGGGGUGGCUGGCAGGGCAUUCCCCAGGCGGGUACGGAGCCCCUGGCACUUGCUUUGGAGUAGCCCACCUUGGGGGCAUGCAGGGGAGGCUGAAGGGGGCCGGGCUGGGGCAGCCCAUGGUGGAGUCUCUGCAGUUCCUGGUUGAAAGCUCCUGUUCCUGCUGCUGGGCUGCCUGGAGCCUUGCAGAGGCUGCUCUGCUUCCCUACGGCUAAAUAAAGAACAAGCUCCUGGCCUGGCUCAGGGUAUAUUGGCACAGGGCCCCAGCUGUUCUGUGGGGAGAUCCAGCCCCAGAGCGGUCCAGCCCCUGGUCUGGGAGCUCUUGGUGACAAGCACCCAACCUGAGGCAGGGGCCACCGGAGCCCCAGGGCUUCAGGAGCAGCAGUGCAGCGUGGCUGCAGACAUUCAGUUCCUCAACAGGAGACACCCCUGCUCCUGGCCUGGCUCCCAGCCUGCACUGCAGAGGAGGGGUCUGGGUGAUGCUCAGCCCGGCUCCUUCCCAGGCAGGGAGAGCCAGCACGUGGGGACACUCAGGGAGGGCAGAGAAGGCAGGCCUGCAGCAGCCCCUGGUGCAGAGGGAUGGUUGCAAGGCUGUGCCAGGCGGCGGCCGGGCCUCCAGCUCUUUCAGCCCCCAGGGGUUGUGGUAGCCUGGGAGGGGUGGGAGGCGCCAACAACAGACAGAGGCUGGCUAUGGAAUCAGAGGAGCCUUUUAUUGGGACAGACGCUGGGCAGAGGCAGGACAGACAGGAGGCCAGAUGCUCUGGCGAUGGGAGGGCAGCUGAAGCAGUAGCAGCAGGGGGCUGUGGCAGGCUGCAAGCAGCAAAGCCGCAGGCUGGGGCUGUCUGCCCCUUGGCGCUGCUUCCUUCACCCCAGGCUUAGCACCGCUCUGAUGCUAUGGCUGCUCUGCUCCUCUCCAGGUCUGAGCAUGGUGCAGCAGCAUCUGCCCUUUGCUCCCCCUUGUCCCCAUCCUCCUCCCUGCAGCCGGCUGGCUCGGUGUGGGGAGGGGCAGGCCCUCUCGAACAGGCUGGCCUCCACCAUUGGAUUGAGGGGAGCUGGCCGCCAGGCCCAGCCCCAGGAACUCAGGGAAUCCAAGCUGCAGCCAGCAGCACCAGGGGGUGGAGCGUCAGUCUGGACCUGAUGCUGUGGGGCUUUAGCCUCUGCCCCCUACCCGCUUCCCUCCCAGCAGCAGGGGCUGCAAUGCAGGGGGCCUGCAGCUGGGUGCGUGGGGCACGGGGUGGCAGAAAGGUCAGUCCCAAAGAGGCUGCAGGUGGUGGAGCGCUGGGGUGUCUCUGCCCAUCUCCCUGUGGCUCAGAUGGCCACAGAGCGUGUGGCUUGCUGCAGGUGGUGGAGCCGGGCAGCGAGGAGGAGGAGGGAGCCAGCCAGCACCUCCGAGCUGAAGGAGAGCCAGGCCAGUGCCAUGGACCAGCCAAAGCUGACGUGGACGUGGUCAAAGUGCUGUUGGUUGUACAUGCGGACGGUCUCAGCGAAGGCCGCCUCCGAGUAGCUGAUGUAGACGCUGAUCCCGGUCAAAGUCAGCAGGGCUGCGAGAGGCAGAGACGGCAGGGCUCGGUGCUGGCCUGGGGCACCAUUGCAGCUGUUGGGCCAGUCUGGGGCCAUGGCAGCCGCACAACGGGUGUAGCUGUGCCCAGGUGCUUGGCCCCGGGGGAACAGUCUUGGUGGCCUCACAGUGCAGCCCCCAACUCUCGCUGGUAGCUGCUCUGAGCAUUUGCCCGAGCCCCAGGAAGGUGGGUUGGGAACUCACCAGGUGCUGCAGAGUUCCAGGUUCCUUCAGCACCAUGCACACCAGCCCCACGUCUGCCCAGAGCUCCCAGGGAGUCUGUGUGGUGCAGGGUACUGAUCCCUGCUAGCAGUGCCAGCAAACACCAAGGCGACGUAUCCAGGAGCAACAGUGGGGGCUGCUACUUUUCCCCCAUCUCUGCCCAGGAGACUCGUGGCUGCAUUUGAGAAAUGCUGGCUUAGCCGCCCACAGCAUGCCCUGCAGCCCCCUGGGACUGCAGCCUGCCGAGAGGCUGCAGCUACCCCACUCCAGCCCCUUUGCAUGGGUCCCCGUGUGCCCAGAAGCACUGACAGGUCUCCCCCAAUGCACUGGGAGGAACCCCAGAGCAGCUCAGCUUUCUGCAGCACAGUGAGCCCUGGGAUACGUUCUGGGGACCCCAUGGGCGGCAUGGCACCAGCAAUGCCGCAGCGCCUUGCAUGUGGCUUCGCAGAGCAGCUGCUGCCAGCCAGGCUAAGCGAACCUGGGGGCUUGGCUGAGGUGACUGCAUGACAGAGCCUCUGUUCCUGUCUGCACUGGGGGGAGCCCUGCCCUGCUGCAGGGGGGAGCAGCCUCCCAUAACAGACUGUGGUUCAGCU
Molecule: messenger RNA, 4619 nt
Organism: Mauremys reevesii (Reeves's turtle)
Lineage: Eukaryota; Metazoa; Chordata; Testudines; Geoemydidae
Product: probable low-specificity L-threonine aldolase 2
Exons: 8
Coding region: 268-1332 (354 amino acids)
Biological process (GO): glycine biosynthetic process; L-threonine catabolic process
Cellular component (GO): cytosol
Molecular function (GO): L-allo-threonine aldolase activity
Source: RefSeq, a predicted model, not a curated record